GGAGAGGAAGGCAGUGGAGCGCGAGGAGGAGCGAGUUGGAGGCGGAGACCAGGAAGUGAGUACGAGGCUGGGCUCGGGGCACGGGCUGUCCUCUGCAUCCCAGCCGGAGCCGUCGGAGCUGGCGCGGGCGGCGCGGGACCAGGGAGAGCCGGCCCCACGCCGGGCAGCAGCGGCCCCAGCUCCUGCUCCCCAGCGCUCCCAGGAGGCAGGCGUGGCCGGCCUUGGCCCCUGUCGCAUGGAUGGGGGCGGUCGUCAGCUACGAAGAAGGAUGCGGCCGCAUCGCCACAUGACCCCUCCCGCAUAAAACCAAAGCCGCUGCCAGGCGAAGGCUCCGGCGCCUCGGUCUCCAUGCACGACCCGGAGAGAGGAGAGCCGCUGCAGUCCCUGGGGGUAGCUGGCUCUGCAGGGGGCGAGCUGUGGACCGGAGUCUCGGCCACCCACGUUGCCUCUGGGCCAGUCACGCUCACGCCCGGCACCUCCUAGGAGACCGCUGUAUUUACUCGUAGAAAGGCAGCACCGAGCCGGUCGCUGUGGCCUGCGCACGCCGGGACACCUCCUCUCAGCUCUGCUGGGUGGCCUGGAGCCCUGUGGUCGGCGUAGCUGACACACUGGGCUGCGGGGAGAGGAGCGGCCAGGGGCUGCGGGCAGAGGAAGGAGCUUCCGGUGUCCCGGGAUGGAGGCCAACAAUGCGACCUCUCCCCCUUGUCUCGACUCCACUGCGUUCAAGAUCGCGGUCAGCGCAGCCCUCGCUGUCCUCAUUGUCAUCACUGUUGCCGGCAACGUGGUCGUCUGCCUGGCCGUGGGCCUGAACCGCCGGCUCCGCAGCCUGACCAACUGCUUCAUCGUGUCCUUGGCCAUCACCGACCUGCUCCUCGGCCUCCUGGUGCUGCCCUUCUCGGCCGUUUACCAGCUGUCCUGCAGGUGGGACUUCGGCAAGGCCCUCUGCAAUAUCUACACCAGCCUGGACGUGAUGCUGUGCACGGCCUCCAUCCUCAACCUCUUCAUGAUCAGCCUUGACCGGUACUACGCCAUCACGGACCCCCUGCGCUACCCCGUGCUGGUCACCCCGGCCCGGGUCGGCGUCUCCCUGGUGUUGAUCUGGGCCGUCUCCAUCACCUUGUCCUUCCUGCCCAUCCACCUGGAGUGGAACAGCAGGAACAAGACCAGCGGGGUCAACUCCACCAUCGUGUCCUGCAAAGUCCAGGUCAACUUGGUGUACGGCCUGGUGGACGGGCUGGUCACCUUCUACGUGCCCCUGGGGGUCAUGUGCAUCACCUACUGCCGCAUCUUCAAGAUCGCGCGGGAUCAGGCCAAGCGGAUCCACCACAUCGGCUCCUGGAAGGCGGCCACCGUCAGGGAGCACAAAGCCACGGUGACACUGGCCGCCGUGAUGGGGGCCUUCAUCGUCUGCUGGUUCCCCUACUUCACGGUGUUCGUCUACCGCGGCCUGACCGGGGACGAUGCCAUCAACAAGGUGUUCGAAGCCGUGGUUCUGUGGCUGGGCUACGCCAACUCGGCCCUGAACCCCAUCCUGUACGCCGCUCUGAACAGGGACUUCUGCACGGCGUACCAGCAGCUCCUGCGCUGCCGGUCGGCCGGCCGCUACGCCCACGACCCUUCUCUGACGGCCGACGGCUCCCGGCUCUCCAGGACGCAGAGCCGGGAACCCAGGCAGCAGGAGGAGAAGCCGCUGAAGCUCCAGGAGUGGAGUGGGAGAGAGGCCGCGGCACCUCGUGGAGCCACAGACAGGAAGCCCAAGCUGCCCUGCACCGUGUGCUCCAGCAACCUUCUGAGCUGCUGCAAGAGCCUGUGGGGCCUCCGGUUCCUCAGGCACGAGGGAGGCCCCUCGGAGGAGCAGCCGCUGCGGACACCACCCGAGGAAGCGGUGAGGAGGACGCCGCCCUCCCGGCCUGUCUAGACCCGGCCCCAGGACACUGAUGAUACGGCUCCCCGGUCACCAAGAUGUAACUCCUGGAGCCACGAAGGGGCCAGCAGCCUGCAAAGCCACCUGGGAUGCACCCCAGCCUGGGUCCGGGGACUCCCGGAGCGCACGGUGGGGGCUGCUGGGCCCCUCGGGCCUGGGCGGAGCAGCCUGUCUGCACUCAGCCUCCUCAGAGAGGUGUUUGGGGCUCCUCCAGGUCCCGCGCUCAUGCUGGUGCUGGCCCUGAGCUCUGAGCAGAGACGGGGGACAUGCAGGGCGUGUGCACACGUGUGUGCACGUGUGUGCGUGGAGGUGCCUGUGCCCUCUGAGCACAGCAGAGGGCGUUGCCCAAAGUGCUGGCCUCUCGCUCCCCGUGGGCUCUGCAGGAUGGAGGGAAGGAGAGGAGGAGACCAGUCUUCGAGGCUCCCGCUGUGAGUGACGCACCUCACCUGCACGGGCUCCCGUAACCCUCACCGCCUGCGACCAGGGUCGCCGCCCCCCUACCUUGCAGAGGUGGAAACUGAGGCUCAGAGCAGCAGGGGCCCGCCCAAGGCCGCUCAGCUGGGACAUGCACCUGGCGCACAGGGGGCCCUGGAGCAACGGCCGUCGAAGGGACGCGUGAACGAACAGACAGACAGGACGAUGGGCGCAAAGCCCGGCCUCAAGCCCCUGUGCUUGACGCGACACCACACCGCCUCUCGGGAGGGAGGUCGGAGUGUUUCCUCGACGGAGCCCACCCUGCGGGGCUCAGAGCAGAGCCUGGGGGCCCUCACACCACAGCACGAGGGGGCUCUCGGGGGAAGGCGUGCGGGGUGUCAGAGGGGGAGGGGCGGAGGUGGGGGGCGCAACAGAGGUGAGCGGGGCAGCUGACCCUGCAGCACCCUCCGCUGGGAUGCAUGACCUUGAGCGGGGCGGGACCCUCUGGGCAUCUCUGCUCCCCUGUCCUAUUCACUGGGUGUUGAAGGCACCCAAGGAGGUGGGCGGUGACAGCCCCAGAGAGGUGAGGGUGUCCCCGGACUCUCCUCACUGACCACUGCCCCUCCCAGAGCCACUCUUCCCCUCGUUCCAAGAACGCCCCCAGGUGUCCCCUCCUUGCCCACUUGUCCUCUCCUGGCCAUUAGGGUGGCUGCUCCCCGAGCCUCCCCACGGCAAUUUCUCUCCCUCUGUGGCCUCAUUUACACCCUUGAACCUGAACUGACCCAGAGACUUAUUUCCUAGCAGACUGCUCACAGACCUGUCCCGGGAGCCCGGAGCCCUCUGGGAGCUGCCCCCACAUCACCUUCACCUGGGCGUCUCCACUGCCCUUGACCCUCUCCUCACACCUGCUCCUCCCCCGGGGUUCCCUGGCUCAGACUUCAAAGACUGCGGGUCAGUCCCGGCAUCCCCUCCCCCCGGCCUGUCACCGCCCGGUCCCACUGCUGCCCCCGCUCUCAGGGCCGUCGGAACAGCCUCCCGGCAGCCCUGGGAGCUCCUCGCUCUCCUUCCUCCCGCCCCAGCCCCGCCCACAGCCGGCGCCAAGGCAGGCCCGGCUGCGGCUCACGCGGAGGAAACCGUCUCUCGCACGGCCGCCGCUCGGUCCACCUGCCGGGCCAGGCGCUGUUCGCACAACUUGAAACACUCUUCCUGCCCUUUCAGCCGCAACAUCUCCGCCGAAAAAGCACUUCUGGGGAAGCCUUCCCCAGCCCUCCCCAGUAGGCCCUGAACUGUCUUCAGGAGUGGUCGGCGUGGUCGUAACGCACAGUGUCGGUGACUUCCUGGCCCGUCCACUCAGGAGGUCAUGGGCCCUGCCUGGGUCUGCUGACCCCUUUACGUCCAGCCCUAGAAGACCAUGUGGCACACAGUAGGAGUUUUAUGCAGCUUGCCUGCCAAUGCACCUGAAGGCAUGACUUUCCCUGAGGGUGGCAGCUCUUCAGUCUCUUGGCUGCCUCUCCCCCUUGGAAGUCCUGCCAAGAGUCCAAAGCGGGUGGGUCUCUAAGUCUCGGCCAAGCGGUGGGAGGCGUAAGGCUGGUCUGGCUGCUCCUAGACCCGGCUGGUGGGGGCUGCGGUCCAGGUGCCCGCGGUGCACCGCUCAUCACGCCAGGGGCCUCCUUCGGGCCUGUCUCCGUGCUGCCCUGCCCUUCCGGAGGCCCCCUGGUGCCGCCUGUGCUGGCCGCGGAAGCCGGGCACGGGCCGCCUGGAGGAGGACCCUCGGUGGCGGCCCCCAAAUCCACGGCUCCUGUUACCCCGAUACGCCAAUAAAGAUGCAA
Messenger RNA from Phyllostomus hastatus (greater spear-nosed bat), 4167 nucleotides. RefSeq names its product histamine receptor H2 (gene HRH2). Gene Ontology annotation, cellular component: dendrite; membrane. Gene Ontology annotation, biological process: positive regulation of vasoconstriction; G protein-coupled receptor signaling pathway, coupled to cyclic nucleotide second messenger; chemical synaptic transmission. NCBI's taxonomy places the organism in Eukaryota, Metazoa, Chordata, Mammalia, Chiroptera, Phyllostomidae. The record is from RefSeq and is a predicted model, not a curated record. Gene Ontology annotation, molecular function: neurotransmitter receptor activity; G protein-coupled serotonin receptor activity; histamine receptor activity.